AGUUUUCUAUAACUAUGGCUGGUAGGUACUUCAACAAGUUAAUAUGCUGUGAUGUUGAUAACAGAAUGAGGUGUUACUGACGAUUACACAACUAUUUAUAUUGCUCACGAGUUUAAAUUUGAUGUGCACGUUUUUGUUGUUCAUCAAUAAAAUUUCAUUCGUUAUAUAAAAUACUAUAUUUUAUAUAUUUAAUUAUAAUUAAUGCCUGACGUAAAAGAAAUCCAAGCGCAAACAUCUACACAGAAAUAUGGCCCAAAAGCGACGUUUGCACAAUUCUUGGCGACAGUAGCACAGAGUUUUCUAUUUAUCGGGUUGGGCAUGAACCUUUCGAUAUCAGCAAUAGUCAUUCGCGACUUGUAUCAAAACCCAAACAGUGAUUUUUCAAUAACGAUCACAGAGGCUUCGUGGUACGGAAGCUUGUUGUUCAUAAUCUAUCCGGUCGGGUGUUUAGCAUCAGGUAUCCUGCAAGAUAAAUUUGGAAAGAAACUCUGUAUGAUAUUCGCAAACGUUCCAAGUAUUAUAGGAUGGAUCCUGUUGUAUUCCGCACGCUCGUCGGUGUUACUGUGCGCGUCCACCUUAUUCAUGGGAUUUAGCACGGGAUUCGGCGCCGGAUCUACAUCAUCGUAUGUCGGGGAGAUAUCGGAACCAAGGCUCAGAGGAUCUCUGGGUUCACUGGGAAGUACGGCGAUGAGAAUGGGCACGUUAUUUAUGUACGUUCAAGGAUUGUUUUUAAAUUGGAGGACCACAGCGCUGUACAGCACGUUUUGCCCAAUUAUAUGUAUAUGCUUUAUCAUUUUCAUCCCAGAAUCUCCCAUUUGGUUGAUCGCCAAAGGGCGGAAUGAAAAGGCUGAAGAGGCCAUGUGUUGGUUAAGAGGAUGGGUAGAACCUGAAAAAAUUAAACCAGAAUUUCUCGAACUAAUGCAUUACAAUGAAGUAUCCGGAACACAGGGUGGCUGUAAAAUUGAUACCGACGAUAAGAAGUUAUUUUCAAAUUUAACCCAGUUCAAAAAUCCAGCGGUCUAUAGACCACUAAGAUUGAUAAUGAUUUUUUUCUUUGUAUCUUUUGUAGUCAGCAUUUUCCCUACCAGACCAUUUAUCACCAAAAUAAUGAAAGAAAUUGAUUUGUUCAAUAAUCAAAACGAAUCGUUGAUUCUCCUGACAGCUUUGACGAGUAUCGGGUCCAUUAUAGCGACUGCGAUUGUUCAUCGAGUUGGAAAAAGAUUAUUGACCCUAACGACAUUAACGAUAAACACGGUUUUAUUAUUUAUGCUUGGAGCAUACAUUAUUGCAGUCAAAGCCAGCUAUUUAACAUCGUCUCCUUUGAUCUCACUGACAUUGCUGUGCAGCAUUUAUUUCAUCGGCUCAUGUGGUGUUUCGUGCAUUCCCUGGAUGAUACUGAUUGAAAUUUUUCCCAACAAAAGCCGAGGAGUUGCUACAUCUACUUCCUCAGGAUUGGCCUAUAUAAUAUUAUUCAUAUUGACAAAAUCAUACUUAAUAAUUGAAAUGUAUUUAAGUCUGGAGUACACUAUGAUGCUCUUUGGUUGUGUUGGCGUUUUUGGGAUAAUCUAUUUCUAUUUUUAUUUACCGGAAACUGAAAAUAAAACAUUAUUAGAAAUUGAAGAAUUUUUUGUAUCGAAUAAGAAUGAUAUAUCACCAUCAAUGUCUCAUAAAAUUGACAUCAAUGGAGACAAUCCUACCAAAAACUAUGGCUCGAUGGCGACCUUAGCACAAGUGUUCGCCACCAUAGCACAGAGUUUUUUAUUAGUGGGAUUGGGCAUGGAAUUGACGAUGUCAACGAUCGUAAUCCAAGAUUUGUAUAAUAAUCCAAAAAGUGAAUUUUCGUUAACAACGUCUCAAGUAUCGUGGUACGGAAGUAUAUUAUUUGUGUUUCAUCCAACCGGGAGUUUUUUAUCGGGAUUCCUGCAAGAAAGAUUUGGAAGGAAACGAUGUAUGGUUGUAGCUAACAUUCCUAGUAUUUUCGGAUGGAUAAUGCUAUACUAUACACACUCCGUGGUUGCACUCUACGCCUCGACCGUGUUGAUGGGCUUGAGCAUAGGAUUCAGCGAAGCCCCAAUAUUGUCGUACGUUGGAGAAAUAACCGAACCUAGGCUCAGGGGAAUGAUGGCUUCGUUGGCGUCUGCAGCGGGCAUGCUAGGAAUGUUUUUGACUUACCUUUUAGGAUAUUUUUAUGAAUGGAGAACCGUUGCAUUGCUGAGUACACUUUGUCCGAUCACGUGCAUAUGCCUCGUCAUGUUGAUUCCGGAGUCUCCAAUAUGGUUGAUCGCCAACGGGAAAAACGAAAAGGCUAAAAAGGCUCUGUGUUGGUUACGAGGUUGGGUGAAUCCUGAAAUAAUCACAGCCGAACAUCUCGAGCUAGUUCGGUACAACGAAGUAUCUGGAACUCGAAUUGGCAAAGCCAACGUUGAAUUAGACAGUCUAUCUUCAAAAUUAGCCCAACUAAAAGAUCCGUCCGUUUACAGACCGUUAAGAUUAGUGAUGAUUGUUUUUUUCAUUUCUUAUAUAAUCUGCCUUUUACCUUGCAAACCGUAUUUUAGUCAAAUAAUGAAUCAAGUUGAUUUAUCAAAUGAUCAAAGUUUAUUAUUGGUUUUUUUCUCCAUUCUACAAAUCGCCGGAUGCAUAAUACUAGUUCUUUCUGUCAAUUACCUAGGAAAAAGAUUUUUGACUGUAAUGUCAGUUUCGAUAAACACUAUUUUGAUAAUUUUAUUUGGUCUAUACAUAGUGGCAUUAAAUAACAAUUACAUCAAAUCAACUCCUUGGUUUCCCACAUUAUUGUUAAGCGGAAUUUCCUUAUUCGGAACUUCUAUCAGUACUUUGCCUUGGAUGUUAAUUAGCGAAAUUUUUCCUAACAAAAGCCGAGGAGUCGCUGCUGGAUCAUGCGCAGCUUUAUCGUAUUUUCUUAUGUUCAUACUGACAAAAACGUAUUUAACAAUUGAAAUUAUGUUAACCUUGGAGUAUACUAUGCUUCUAUUUGGUGGUAUUGGAAUUUUUGGAUUAAUCUACUUAUAUAUAUAUUUGCCGGAAACUGAAAAUAAAACGUUAUUAGAAAUUGAAGAAUAUUUCAAAUAAAAUCUAUAUAAUACUGUAUACUUCAUUUGUUUUACGUGUUCUAACAUUAUAAUAUAUGUACCUACUUGUAAUUUAAAAUAAAUCUACAUAUAUGUAAUAUGUAUGUAUAAAUGUGUAAAGAAAGAUUAAAUUUUAUAUUUGUAAA
Aphis gossypii (cotton aphid) is the source of this 3232-nucleotide messenger RNA. RefSeq lists its product as uncharacterized. The record is from RefSeq and is a predicted model, not a curated record. Lineage: Eukaryota; Metazoa; Arthropoda; Insecta; Hemiptera; Aphididae. Gene Ontology annotation, molecular function: transmembrane transporter activity. Gene Ontology annotation, biological process: transmembrane transport. Gene Ontology annotation, cellular component: membrane. Bases 202 to 3087 code for a protein of 961 amino acids. The transcript is spliced from 12 exons.